Hypoxylon fragiforme is the source of this 2940-nucleotide messenger RNA. RefSeq lists its product as uncharacterized. The transcript has a single exon. Gene Ontology annotation, molecular function: calcium ion binding; protein binding. The record is from RefSeq and is a predicted model, not a curated record. Bases 380 to 2422 code for a protein of 680 amino acids. NCBI's taxonomy places the organism in Eukaryota, Fungi, Ascomycota, Sordariomycetes, Xylariales, Hypoxylaceae.
GUACCUACUACUAGUAGAAACGCAUCGAUCCCUGUUUCGACUCUUUUCAGCUACUACACCAGUGAUCAAUUAAUAGUACCUUCCUGAGGCAUGUACUAAUUACAACAUUGGUAUCUUUAUAGCGUUAAAUGAUUAACAUUGGAGCAUGUUUCAGCCCUACCUCGUACCUCAUCUCCUUAUUUGAUUACAACAUUUUGGUGUCUUACUUCGAAACUUCAACUUUUUGGUUGAAUCUAUCUGAUCUAUUUACCAAUGUGGGACUGUAUCCAUUGAUCCAUUACGUGACAAUGCCUAUUGUUCACGCAAUAUAUCGCCUAUAAAUGAACAAUUAUUGUUCUAGACCUCCAGAAUCAGGUGGUCCUACCUAUCAUCCGGCCUCAUGCCGAAUCCCCCGAGAGAUCGUGAUGACUCUUCUCAAAACGCUGCCCUAAAAGGCGCGUUUCUAGCCUUCCAGAAAUCCAUACCCAAACCUCCAUCUACGACUACUCCCUCUUCGAGAACUGCUGGCAAUGAUGCCCUCAUUGCCGCCACCUCGGCUUCGCGAGAUCAAUCUCGAACAACUAGUCGACACACAACGGGCAACAGUGUUCAGAGUAAUGCCAAGCUCGAAGCUGAACAGGGGUCAACGAGCCAAUCCGCCGGACAGCAUCUGCAGCCAUCAUCGGAGCAUAACCAUCGCCCUUCCACUUCCUUGGGACUUACUAGCAAACAGUCAAUGACAAACCCUCGUUCUCCAUCCUUUAUAGCCGCGACCCUCGCCGCCAGCAGAUCCGCCAGUCCCGUUCGUUUACAAUCGACACAACAGCAUCCGUAUUCUCAACAAGCUGCAAGGAAACUGAAAAGGCAUAGCCCCACCCCCAAUCAAAGCGCUGCCAGCUCAAUGACGAGUCUUGAUUUGGCAACGGAUACAACAUCGAUACCACCAACCAAUGCUCUGAUAUCCAUGUUUGAAAAGAAGGAGGAUGAUACGGAUCCUAUCAAAAAGACCACUGCGGCAUCGGGGAGCCGCAAAUUACGUGGACUAGGACCUGAGUCUCAACCUCUGAGCCCUCCAAGGACUAUUAGUCCCGUCUCUAAGAUCGAGCUAUCUCCCCCGAGACUGGCCAGUUCCAUGGCAUGGAACAGAGCAGUGUCCCCGUCAUCUUCCUCAAUUGGUUCUACCAUCCAAGAGAGUUCUAGCGAGCCCCAGAGUUUAUUAGUCGAGGUGAAGGGACGCCCGCCGACCCCACCACCAACAAGAGCGAAGAAAAAGGAAAUCAAUGCAUCUGCACAAAUUAUAGCCGCAGGGUCCAAGGGAAAGCUGCGUGCUUCGACACCAUCGUCAUCAUCCACCGGGCAGACAGACCCUAUCAUUAUCUCCCCCCACCCUGGGCGACAUGCCUCACAAAAAAUAAUAUUAAAUGAUAAAAGUGACCAUGGCUCGGUGUCCAAAGGCCAAACACGUCCACCUAUCACUGGAUCGCAGUCACCCGCUUCCCUUCACAACGUGCAAGGGCCGUUCCCACCAAAAGACAAAGUGCAUCGAAGAUCAACAUCAUCGAACGACACCUUCGUCUCCGCCUCAUCAGCACUAACCUUACCACUGGAUUCUCCUGUCCGAGGUAGAUCUCGGCCAUCCAGCCCGACUACGAUACGACCUAAGCGGCCCAUGUCAUCUCAACCUGUAUCUACUACUACUACCUUUAAGACUCGCCCACCUGCUCCACCUAGGCGGAGACAGCAACCCCAAUCGCAAAUACCAUUAGACUCGCUCACAGAUGCCAUCAUGGCGGGCUCCCUAGCCUCAUCCCGCCUUACACCCUCCUCGACGGGGCCAGCUUCGCCGCCUAAGCUACCACCUCGCCAUAAACACGCGCUGCAUAUGCGGCAAACACUACGGCAACCCCCUUCCAAAUCUGACGAGGAGGAUAACUCCUCGCGCGCGCGUUCGCGCCGCCGGAAGUCGCUAGGGAAGUUGGGUGGGAAGGGAAAGCAUGCCCAUCACGAGGGAGCGAGAAAACGGUGGCGAGAUGAGAUCACGGCGCGAGAGCGGAAGAGGUAUGAGGGCGUCUGGGCGAGCAAUCGGGGGUUGCUUCUCGCCUCUCCAGAUGAACAGUCUUUCCCACCCCAAGGCCAGAACGCGAACCCAGAAAAGGAAGCGCAGCGGAAGAGGGAGUGGGAGGAGAAAAAGGAACAACUCGUAGCCAACGUGAUAGUAAGGGAUCUAUGGGCGCGCAGCCGGCUGCCGUUCGACGAGUUGGCCGAGGUGUGGGAUCUAGUGGAUCGCCGUGGGAAAGGGUUCUUGGAUCGUUCAGAGUUCGUGGUUGGUAUGUGGCUCGUGGAUCAGAGGCUCCGUGGGAGGAAGAUCCCGAGGAAGGUCUCGGAGAGCGUGUGGGGGAGCGCCAGGGACGUCAUGGUUGUCGCUGUCAAGAAUAAGAAAUAAGCAGCAAGGGGGCCGGUUUUGGAUAUUGUCUUCGACGAGUAAUGGUGUGAUUACACACAGGUAGAUAGAUGCCUAGGUUAGAUAGCUUAGGAGGAAGGUUAGUUGGCUACUAGUGAGAGUAGGUCAUGAUACCCCCGAUAUAGGUUUAGCGUAGAAUAUUUAGAUGGUAUUCGUUUCAUUUCUUGGGUUUGGUUCCAUGAGCUUAGGUAUCUACUUAUCUAUACAGGCACAUCCACUGCCAAAAAGUAGUGGAUGAAUUUGAAUCGCAAUGCAUCUUCUAAUCAACCUCAUACUAGGUGACAGGAGGUCGUUGCUACCCCUAUUAUCUUUGACACUGGUGCUCAGCCUCACAGCAAUAUCUCAUAUUAAGAUUGACGUGUGAUAUAUGAGAAUAAAAUGAGAAUCUUUAUCCAAGGAGAAUGUGAAGACAAACAGCAGAUUGUUUCUAUAUCUAAGAUUAAUAUUCGCAACAUUGAAGCUCUAUAGAGUAAACGUAUAUACGUACGUAAUUACCUACC